AUGCCGCGGCUGGAAAAAAUUGCCGGAAUAAGUAAUUUUUAUUUGGCCUAUCAAUUAGAAAGCAACGUGGAAAAUUUGUCUAAUUUUGCCGAAAAUUUUUCUGAUUACUACGAAAUUAACUUCACUACCUUUUGCCUUUCAAUUAAAAGAAAUGACAAACUUUUUCCCAAAAAUUCUUUCCUUUUACAAAAAGAACUAGGAGAAGUUAUUAGAAAAAAGUAUAAUUUGCGAGUUGAUUUGACUAAUCCAGACAAGACUUUUUCAAUUCGGAUUUACCAGGAUUUUAUGCUUAUUUUCAGCGAAAAAAUAAAAGGUUUAGGCGGCUUGCCAGUGGGUAGCGCGGGGAAAAUUUUAUUAUUGCUUAGUGGCGGAAUAGAUUCGCCAGUGGCGGCUUACCAAUUAAUGAAAAGAGGCUUAGAAGUUAUUUAUUUACAUUUUUAUUAUCAAAAGGAAGGGCAGGAAAAAAUAUUAGCGUUAGUGGAAAAAUUACAAGUCUACAAUAAUUACUCGCGAACUGUUUACUUAGUGGAUUUUCAACCAGUUUUAACGGAAAUUAGUCAUAUUAGUCAAGAAAAAUAUCGCUUAAUUAUUUUAAAAAGGAUGUUUAUUCGCUUAGCUUGCCGGUUAGCCGAAAAGUUAGCAAUUAUUGCCUUAGCUACCGGUGAUUCCUUAGCCCAAGUGGCUUCCCAAACGGUCGAAAGUUUAACCGUGAUUUCCCAAGUUAGUUCCUUAAUUAUUUUUCGACCCUUAAUUAGUUUCAAUAAGCAAGAAAUAAUUCAACUAGCCCAAAAAAUUGAUACUUAUUCUCUGGCUUUGGCUAGUUAUCAAGAUUGUUGUAAUUUAUUUGAACCACGUCAUCCGGUAACUAAACCUCGGCUAGCAAUAACCGAAAGUUUAGAAAAAGAAAUUUUAUGA
Molecule: messenger RNA, 915 nt
Organism: Entrophospora sp. SA101
Lineage: Eukaryota; Fungi; Glomeromycota; Glomeromycetes; Entrophosporales; Entrophosporaceae
Source: the annotation of a GenBank genome assembly